CGGUUUGAGCAAUACGCACAUUUCACUCGGCUCCUGUUAUACGUGGACUUGUUUUGUUAUUCUACGGCAGUGUUGGGACGUUUGGAAGUAUUUACAUCGGGUAUAAGGAUUCUGCUCGGAAGCAACAGAUAAAUAAUCAAGAUGGUUGACGGUUGUGGAGCCACACUUUCUAAGAUGAUUCUUUUCGUCUUGAAUGCUCUCGUAUGGGUGGUCAGCAUUGCUCUGAUUGCUCUUGGUGCGUACGUGCUCGCCAAUCAGGGUAAAUAUGCGGGAGUUUUUGGCACUAACACCAACACCCUGGUAAUAGUGUGCGGCACAGUCCUUGGAGUAGGGUGCCUGAUAUUCUUGACGGCUUUCUGCGGUUGUUGUGGUGCAAUGAAAGAGAGCAGCUGCCUUCUGAAAAUGUACAUCGGUAUCUUGGUUAUUCUGAUCCUUGUGGAAGUCAUUGGAGGAAUCUUGGCUCUUGUCUUCAGAGGAUCCAUUCGAACUUUCCUGUCGGAGCAGAUGCAGACACAAGUCACUAAGUCGUACGGGAAGAAAGACCAAGAAGCAGUGACGACAUUUUUGGAUGGUUUCCAGGAGGGACAAAGUUGUUGUGGUGUGGAAAACUACACCGACUAUUUGGGCAGUGCGUUCCAAAAAGCUAACCCGGAGAAAUUCGUUCCAUUAAGCUGCUGCAAAGAUCAGUCGGUUGAAACCUGCAAUGACGCAAGCGGAGACGACAUAGCUGAUCCAGACCUCAUUUUCAGCGGUCCUAAACAAGGUUGCCUGCCAAUAUUGGUGAAUUUCUUCGAGGACAACUUCCUGUAUAUCGGAGCUGCGGCACUUGCACUAGUCGCCUUUGAGAUUCUGGCGUCCAUCUUUGCUUGCUGCGUCAUCGGAGGCAUCAAGAGGGGAGAAUACGAGUAGUUCAUGCCAGCUAGCUAACGAGUAGUUCAUGUCAUAUCAGUGUGCCUACAAUUGUUAUUAUUAAAUCACACAUUAUUUUAUUUAAAUUCCAGCUUUUCAAAUGUUCAAUUAUGUCGCCUUACAAAACGAAACUGCAACUCAGGCCCUUCUUAGUUUUGCUUAUUGCAUUUAGCAAUUUUUGAAUUAAUAUCAACAUUUACUAUUGGUUUUUGUUUUGUUUUGUUGAAACCGUUAAUUUGCAGGCAGUUUUGUUUUUGUAUUUUGUAUAAAACUUCACGUGUUAUCUUGUCAUGGCCCUUUUCGAAACCACGGCUUUGGAUUCGGCUUUGGCUAGCUUGGCCCCGCGGUUGUUUUUGACAAUUUGAAGGUGCUUUACAUUAUACGUGCUCAGGGCUUCAGACGCGAGAACGGAGCCUGAAGCCAAAGCCGAAGCUUAGGGUUCGAAAGAGGCAUAUGGGUCUGUAUACACACCAGCAGCAGCGAAACGCGGUGAUAUUAAUAGCUUGCUAAUUUUACUCAUAACAAGGUGUGUCAUAAUAUAAUAUUAAUGUGGUAUAAUUUUAAAGGUUGAGUGUAACAUUAUUAUGUAAGAAAAUUCUUGUAUUAAAAAAAUACACCUCGGUUCUGGAUGGGUGUUUUGGGUGCAUGAAACAAAAGAAUAGUAAAUGCUAGUUUAUCUGAAAUACCUGUGGUAGAGUAAAAGGAACUGAAAUGAAUAAGCUGUUAACAUGAAGAGACUUCAGUGCUUGUAUACAAAACGAAAUCCAUGAAAAGUUGAUAUCAUGAUGUAGGACUUUCACAAGUCUACGAGACUUCUGCUUGCCCGAAUAAAACAUUUUGUACCAAACGAACGGAUUAACAGAAACUACAGAUGACUUGAAUACACUUAAUUAAAUUCUUCUUCCAAAGUGAUUUGAAAUGUUUGACUCUGUGUUAACUGCAAUCGCGCUUCUUGCUUUUGUAUACCAUUUAAUAGUCUCGUAUUAUUGUUUAUAACGGUGGUUUGCUUACUUUAACAUGACUUAAGUUUAUUACGAUAUAAAUAUUAAGGUAUUCUUCCAACGAAACCUAUAAUAAGACCAUAUCAAACAAGUGAAGAUUGUGUAUGCACGUCUCUAGAUUUCACUAACUGAUUUUCGAAACAAAUAAGUAAUUUCCAACAUCGGCGGAGGGGGCGGGGUAAAAAGCAACAUGUUGUUUAAACAGAUGAAGAAAACAAACUUGGAAGAAGAGGAAAAAACGAUAGAAUGAAAAAUAAAGUGAUGAUUUAUAAUUAGGAUCUGACUUUUUGAAUUUUGAACCGAAAAGGAUCAAAUUGAACCAGUCCUAUUUAGCAGUAGUAUAGCUGUAGGUAGCAAAACCGUCUUUACAUGUUACGCAGUUCUUGUUAAUGUCAACUUACAUUUAUAGAAAUUUAAGCAUUAGUCAGGCUUACAUACUCGCUAAACAAAAAUGGCGGACGAAACGUGAUACCUUUAAAGGAUAUUAUUUCGUUGGAUGAUGCCAUAGUCCGAAAGGGGUGUUCAACCCAAACUAAAACUUUCUGAAAGUUUAAUCCUCAAUGAAAAGACGAGCGCCCUCUAGUGACAAUGUUUUGUAGGUUGGAUGAGAAGAGUUUUCGACCCUUCUCGACCCUAUCUCAAUAUCGCACAGAAGGCACACCUGGAAAGCAGGAAAGUUUGGUCGAAUGCCCCUUUAAAUAAUUUUAAAGAGACAAUUAUAGUGAUAAUCCUUCUCUGCAAACCAGCAAUUGUAAUAAUUAUUUAAAAAAUAAAGAGAAAUUCAAAUAAAAAAAAUUCUUUGAUAAUUGAAAUCUAAAUUGUAAAAAAAAACGUUAGGAUCAAUUUGUAACUAAUACUUUCAGCAUAGAAACCCGUUGACGAACGCUGUAUAAAAUAAACCAAAACAAAAAUACAAUUAAA
Messenger RNA from Asterias rubens (European starfish), 2831 nucleotides. RefSeq names its product CD151 antigen-like. Bases 142 to 909 code for a protein of 255 amino acids. Lineage: Eukaryota; Metazoa; Echinodermata; Asteroidea; Forcipulatida; Asteriidae. The transcript is spliced from 8 exons. The record is from RefSeq and is a predicted model, not a curated record. Gene Ontology annotation, cellular component: membrane.